Carassius carassius (crucian carp) is the source of this 729-nucleotide messenger RNA. RefSeq names its product lens fiber membrane intrinsic protein-like. NCBI's taxonomy places the organism in Eukaryota, Metazoa, Chordata, Actinopteri, Cypriniformes, Cyprinidae. The transcript is spliced from 5 exons. Gene Ontology annotation, molecular function: structural constituent of eye lens. Gene Ontology annotation, cellular component: plasma membrane. The coding region runs from base 169 to 687 and encodes 172 amino acids. The record is from RefSeq and is a predicted model, not a curated record.
GGCUGACAGCUCUAUUGUUGGUCUCAGCUCUCCACCCAGCUACUGUGCCCUCACAAAAAACAACUGCCAAUAGCUCAUGGAAAUCUGCCUGCCUUGGCAUAAUUCAGCUUCACACUAUUCAGUCUGAUAACAUUUUUUGGGGGGAAAGAGUGUGUCUGUAGGUGCAAGAUGUACAGCUUUAUGGGAGGUGGAUUGUUUUGUGCAGGAGUGGGAAAAAUACUCCUGGUGAUCUCCACUGCCACUGAUUACUGGAUGCAGUACCGCCAGUCCGGCAGUUACAUGCAUCAGGGCCUGUGGCGCUACUGUCUACCUGGAAAAUGCAUGACCCUAACAGACAGCAUCGCAUAUUGGGAUGCCACUCGGGCCUUCAUGAUCCUUUCCAUCUUAGCUUGUUUCUUUGGCAUCAUCAUCGGUGUCAUGGCUUUCAUCAAUUACUCCUCCUUUAGCGGAUUUGACAAAACCUUUGCUGCGGGAAUUCUCUAUUUCAUUUCAUGCUUCUUUGUGCUGCUGGCCAUGGCUGUCUACACUGGGAUGACAGUCAACUACUAUGGAAAACGAUAUGGGAACUGGCGGUUCUCGUGGUCGUACAUAAUGGGCUGGGUUUCUGUGGUGCUCACUUUCUUUUCAGGGAUCUUCUAUAUGUGUGCUUACCGGAUGUAUGAACCGAGAGGCCCCAUGUCACGCUGAUGCUUCUCAUCAUAGAUCUGAUAUUUAAUCCAUUCAGUCUGA